AUGCCUCUCCCUGUGCCCGAUGAGGAUGCCGCGACGCUUCCAUCCCAAGAGCAAUCAUCUCCCAUCUGGAAACGUUUGAGCACCCGUCUAAGUGGUAUCUUUAGCGGUGCAGACCCUCGAGUCUGUGUUGCUUUCUGGCUCUUCGGCCUUAUCAACAAUGUCCUAUAUGUGAUCAUCCUCUCCGCAGCUGUAGAUUUAGUCGGACCCGAUGUACCCAAAGGCGUCGUUCUCCUUGCAGACGUGAUACCGUCAUUUGCGACCAAACUCGUCGCCCCAUACUUCAUCCACCUGGUUCCAUAUUCGAUGCGCAUCCUCGUCUUCGCCUUCCUGUCAACUGUGGGCAUGCUGGUCGUGGCUAUGAGCCCAGGCUAUACCGAUGGGGGAACGAUAUCGUCCAAGAUUGCUGGAAUCAUCCUGGCUAGCCUUUCUUGCGGUGCUGGGGAGCUGAGCUUUGUGGGUCUCACGCACUUUUAUGGCCCGUUCAGCCUGGCGGCGUGGGGAAGUGGUACUGGCGCCGCUGGGCUGAUCGGAGCUGGCGCUUAUGCCGUUGCAACUUCGGCGCUGGGUUUCUCCGUUCAUGUCACGUUGUUGGUUUCGGCCUGCUUACCAGCCAUCAUGGGUUUGAGCUUCUUUGUCGUGCUACCCAGGUCCCCCCUAAGAUCUGCUGAAUCCGACGCUGAUAGUUAUCGCGCCGUUGAGGGCGGGGGCCCGGUGGAGGAAGAUGAAGUGGACGAUGGCGCUGGUGGAGAAGACGAGGGGCUCUUGGGAGUGUCGCACAAUUCCCCCGCCCACAAGUCCAUCCAUGUCAAUCAAGGUGGUUCCUGGAAGGAUCAGACACGCAUGAAUCUACGUCGUAUCAAGGGAUUGUUCAUUCCCUUCAUGGUCCCGAUGCUACUGGUAUACAUCGCUGAGUACGUGAUCAACCAAGGUGUGGCUCCAACUCUGCUAUUUCCUCUACGUGAAUCGCCCUUCGACCACUUCCGCUCGUUCUACCCCACCUAUAAUGCCAUAUACCAAGUUGGCGUCUUCAUAUCCCGCUCCUCGACCCCAUUCUUCCGCAUCCACAAUCUGUACCUGCCAUCAUUCCUGCAAGUGGUCAACCUUGUGUUGCUGACCCUCCAUGCUAUGUUUAAUUUUAUCCCCACUGUAUGGCUUGUGUUUAUCAUUGUCUUCUGGGAGGGCCUUCUCGGUGGUGUGGUAUAUGUCAAUACCUUUGCUGAGAUUGCCGAACGUGUUCCUAAGGAGGACCGUGAAUUCUCAUUGGGAGCUACCACUGUCAGCGACUCGGGCGGUAUCUGCAUUGCGGGCUUUCUCAGUAUGGGAUGGGAGGUCUGGUUGUGCAGCUGGCAGGUUAGCCACGGGCACCAUGUUUUGGGGAGACCUUCGACCCGCUUCCGCAAGAUCCAAGUAUUUGCAGUGGUUUCCUUCUGGUCGGUUUACUUAUUAAGAGCAGAUAGACAUGGCCCGCCGUUUAUUCGAUCGCUCUCAGCCCGCCUCACAGGAAAGUUGACUGCAUGGCAGACAACAGUGAUCAUAUUCCUCUGGCUCUACCUCAGCCGGAACUUCGCCAAGAUCGUCGGGCUGGAAUGUCCUGAACCAUUGGCAAACAUGUACUCGCGGUCCUUCUUCCGAGCAACAUGGAUAACCACUGGCUUGGAUGCUGGAUUUUGGACGGCGAUGAACAUCAAGCCAAAAUGGCUCCGAGAUAUAUCCUCACUAGUAUUCACAGCCUACUACCUAAUCGCUGCUGAACAGGCCGAUGAGAAGGUUCGCCGGGUCCGUGCUACCCUGACACUGGAGCACCUGCGCGUGUCUUGGAACAAACCAACCACCCCCUACCUGUGGUCAUUGGCAAAACUGCUACGGCCGCGAAUGACUCAGUUUCCGGCUCGGGCGAUUCGUAUUCCUCGCCCGGCGCAGUCUGUGUACACCGACCCGGUGAAUGUGUGGCUGUAUUUCGAUGGUCCGUUGAGUGCGCUCCGAGAUCAGAGUCUCAUUGUGCUGGAUGUACCUGGUGGUGGGUUUGUGGCUAUGAGUCCCAGAAACUCAGAGGACAAGCUAUUGUCUUGGGCAGGACGGCUCAAGGUUCCCGUCCUGAGUAUCGAUUAUAAGAAGGCACCGGAAUUCGCAUACCCGUAUGCGCUGCAUGAAUGCUACGAUGUUUACCAUAGCAUCAUUGCCACGAACGGUCGUUGUGUGGGUCUGAGUGGUAGGGCUCGUCCUAGGAUUUUUGUCACUGGUGAGAGUGCUGGUGGCAACCUGGCAGUGGGUAUGACCUUGAUGGUGUUGCAGUCUGCGAUGGCUCAGGGCUGGCGUGGAGAUGAUGUGCUUCCGGCCCCGGACGGAGUGGUUUUGGGAUACCCUGCGUUGAAUAUGAAGGUCGAGAGCUGGAUGAGCGAUGAGCAGAUGUCAUUGAUCCAGGAGAAGAGCACCCGUCAGACAAACCGCGGUGUUCUGCAAAGGAAACAGGAUGAAUAUCGUAAACUCACACCAUUCACAUCACCAGGUCGUUCGGUCGAGGAUCUAACUGCUAUCUCACCACCGGAGAAGACAAAGAAUAACAAAGAAGCCAAUGUGGCCACUGAAGCGGCCAGAGCACUGGAAAAGAAACUCCAAAAGAGCGAGGACCUAGCCCCGAAGCCUGCCGUUAAAGCAGAAGACGAAGUCAAACCAAUCAAGACCAGACUAGCCGUCUCGUCCAUGAUUACUUUUGUCCACGACCGCAUUCUCACACCUGAGAUGACACGUGCGAUGAUUAUUCUAUACAUUGGACCCCACCAUCGCCCUGACUUCAACACCGAUUUCCUCCUGUCUCCCGUCCUGGCUCCAGAUGCUUUACUUGCCCGCUUCCCGAAAACAUAUAUCAUGACCGGAGAGCGGGAUCCUCUGGUUGAUGACACGGUGAUAUUUGCAGGCAGACUGCGUCAAGCAAAGCUGCAUCACUUCCGUGAGCGCCAGGACCUAGGGUUGGAGAGGGCCAGCCGCCCCUUCAACGAGAGAAACUACGUCGAGAUCUCCCUGAUCCCCGGUAUUUCACACGGCUUCAUGCAGAUGGCUGGCUUCUUCCCCGACGCGUGGAAGUAUAUCCAUCGCAGUGCGGACUGGCUGGAAAGCCUGUUCCAAAAUAUCAAGACUGACAACUUCGAGGCGGAUUUACUUUAUCCUGACCAGGAUGUGAGUACUUUGAAUGCCAGUACUUCCCUCAAAUCAAACGCUCCAAAAAACGGACGUAACCACCGUCGCAAGUUCACUGGCGAGUCUUCAGGUGAUGACGACAGACCAUUAGAAAUGAGCAUGAGCAAGACCACGCUUGCUGGUGACGAGGAUGCAUUUGCAUCAAAGCCCGAACACCGCACUCGUCGGAGGAGAUCACGUUCCUCUUUCGCUUCCUCGCGGAUUACAGGCUUUACGUCGUUGGGAGAUGACCGCAACGCUAAGGAGGAUUUCAUCGCUAAGCUCCGAUGCUUGGAAAGAGCGGGUCGUUUUGACCCUUUCGAUCCGGACGAGACAAAUAGUGCACCUGAAAGUCCAAGUGUAGUUCGCCCGAGAAGACGGAGCAUCGCUUCUCUUGAUAGUGAAGAGGAUUUGCUGGAUCGUCGCAUGAAUGGGCUCGCUGGUGGGUUGAUGGGGAUCGGGGAAGGGGCACAGACUCCCGGGCUGUGA
Messenger RNA from Penicillium psychrosexuale, 3663 nucleotides. RefSeq lists its product as uncharacterized. The transcript is spliced from 5 exons. Gene Ontology annotation, molecular function: triacylglycerol lipase activity; sterol ester esterase activity. Gene Ontology annotation, cellular component: membrane; cytosol. The coding region runs from base 1 to 3663 and encodes 1220 amino acids. Gene Ontology annotation, biological process: triglyceride catabolic process. The record is from RefSeq and is a predicted model, not a curated record. NCBI's taxonomy places the organism in Eukaryota, Fungi, Ascomycota, Eurotiomycetes, Eurotiales, Aspergillaceae.